ACAACCUGCAGAAAGAAAGAAGGCAUCAAGACCCCAUCUUAUUUAUUUUUUUACCAUUGCACUAUUACAGCCUUUGCAACAAGGGUGGGGGGAUCUUAAACGCCUAUGUUCAUCUUUGGACCCAUUGUAACAAAUAGGAGCAGCAGGAGAAAUUCCUCUGUCUGCAGAUUUACAAUGCUGCGAACUAAGGAUCUCAUCUGGACUUUAUUUUUCCUUGGAGCUGCAGCAGCUCUAGAAGUUACCAUUGUCCCUGAUCAAGGAGAAAUAGGCCUUGGAGAAUCCAAAUUCUUCUUAUGUCAAGUAACCGGUGAAGCAAAUGAGAUCUUCUGGGAAUCUCCAAGCGGUGAAAAAUUAAUCAACCAACAGCAGAUUUCGGUAGUGAAGAGUGAUGACUAUUCAUCCACACUUACCAUAUACAAUGCCAGCAUUCAGGAUGCCGGGACCUACAAAUGCAUCGCCACUAGCGAAGAAGAAGGACGGUCGGAAAGCACUGUCACACUUCAGAUAUAUCAGAAGCUGACCUUUAAGAAUGCACCCACCCCGCAGGAGUUCACUGAAGGGACAGACGCUGUUAUCAUUUGUGAUGUCUCAAGCUCAAUGCCCUCGGUUAUUAUCUGGAAGCACAAAGGCAGAGAUGUGCAGUUUAAAAAGGAUGUCCGCUUUAAUAUGCUUUCCAAUAAUUAUCUGCAAAUCCGAGGAAUUAAGAGAACUGAUGAAGGGACAUACCGAUGUGAGGGCCGGAUCCUAGCACGAGGAGAGAUAAACUACAAGGAUAUUCAAGUUGUAGUGAAUGUUCCACCAACUGUGCGGGCCAGACAAAUGGUUAUCAAUGCCACGGCCAGUAUGGGAGAGUCAGUGACUGUAAGCUGCGAGGCUGAUGGAUUUCCUGAGCCUGAAAUUAGCUGGACAAAGAGAGGUGAACCUAUAGAGGAUGGAGAUGACAAAUACUCCUUUAGUGAUGACAUGUCAGAGAUGACCAUUCAUGGAAUCGAAAAAGAUGAUGAGGCUGAAUAUAACUGUAUUGCUGAAAAUAAAGCUGGUGACAGUGAAGCCACCAUUCUUCUCAAGGUCUAUGCAAAACCUAAGAUUACCUAUGUUGAAAAUAAGACUGCUGUGGAGCUGGAUAAUGAGAUCACCCUGACCUGCGAGGCAUCAGGAGAUCCUUUGCCCAGCAUCACUUGGAGAACAGCCACACGCAACAUAAGCGAAGAGGACAAGGCUUCGUGGACUCGACCCCAGAAACAAGAGACCUUGGAUGGGCGUAUUGUGGUUCAGGGGCACAUCAGGAUGUCUUCUCUCACCUUGAAGGACAUCCAGUACACCGAUGCUGGGGAAUACUUCUGCGUUGCCAGCAACACCAUUGGCCAGGACACACAAGCUAUGUACUUCGAAGUGCAAUAUGCUCCCAAAAUUAAAGGCCCAGUGGUUAUUUAUACCUGGGAGGGAAAUCCUGUUAACAUUACCUGUGAAGUCCUCGCCUAUCCUACGGCAAGAGUGUCCUGGUUGAGGGAUGGACAACUUCUGCCAAGUUCCAACUCCUCAAACAUCAAGAUCUACAAUACUCCAUUUGCCAGCAGCCUAGAGAUAAACCCUGACUCUGAAAGUGAUUUUGGAAACUACAAUUGCACUGCAGUUAACAGCGUUGGACAGGAGUCUUCUGAGUUCAUUCUCGUACAAGCCGAAACCCCAUCAUCACCAAACAUUGUCAGGGUGGAGUCCUACUCAAGCACCGCUAUGGUUGAAUUUGAAGAACCAGACUCUACUGGGGGAGUACCCAUCCUCAAGUACAAAGCAGAAUGGAGACAUACAGGAGCAGAGACAUGGCAAACCUCUAACUUUAGUGCCCGAGAUGAAAGUUCAGAGAGCACAAUCACAAUCGGAGGUCUUAGGCCCGAGACAUCAUAUGUUGUCAAACUGUCUGCUAUCAAUGGCAAAGGGAUUGGAGAGGCAUCCCUACCUUAUGAGUUUGUGACCCAGCCAGUCCGAGAACCAAGUGCUCCAAAGCUGACAGGUCGUGUUGGAGAAGAUGGAAAUUCAUUUAAAGUCAUCCUCAUCAAGCAAGAUGAUGGUGGCUCUCCAAUCCGCCACUACCUGGUCCGCUACAAAGCUAAAAAUUCUGUGGACUGGAAACCUGAAAUGAAGAUAUCCUCAGACGGCGACCACAUUAUGCUCCGUUCAUUAGAUUGGAAUGCUGAAUACGAGGUGGUGGUUGUAGCUGAAAACCAACAAGGGAAAUCAAAGGCCGCUUUCUUCAACUUCAAGACCACCACAAAGCCCACAGUCAUUCCAGCCACCACAAGCACCACCUCUGGUUUGGGUACAGGAGCCAUUGUAGGAAUCCUUAUUGUCGUCUUUGUUCUUCUGUUGGUGGCGGUGGAUGUCACAUGCUACUUCCUUAACAAAUGCGGCCUGCUCAUGUGCAUUGCAGUCAAUUUCUGUGGGAAGGCUGGCCCAGGUGCAAAAGGCAAAGACAUUGAAGAAGGAAAGGCAGCAUUUUCAAAAGAUGAAUCUAAAGAACCCAUUGUUGAGGUACGGACAGAAGAAGAGAGGACACCAAACCAUGAUGGAAGCAAUCAGACAGAACCAAAUGAGACCACUCCUCUUACAGGACCUGAGCAUCCAGCUGAUACUACUGCUACCGUCGAGGAUAUGCUGCCAUCUGUCACCACUGUCACCACUAACUCUGAUACUAUCACAGAAACUUUUGCCACUGCUCAAAAUAGUCCCACAAGUGAAACCACAACCCUUACUUCUAGCACUGCCCCUCCACCCACAUCUGCUCCUGAUUCAACCUCAACUCAGUCUGCUCAAGCAACUCCCUCCAAAACAGAGACACCUGCAGCACCCUCACCUGCUCCUGCUGCUUCUCCAAAGGUCGCUCCUCUGGUAGAUCUAAGUGAUACCCCAUCUACUAACAGUUUAGUUAAUUCUGCAGCCAGUCAAGGUGGAGUGUUGAGUGUUGCUGGCACCACUGUAGCUGAGGCUCCCAAAGCCACUGCUAUGGCUCAAGCGACAGUCCCAGCCAGUACCGCUAGCCCCCCAGCUACUCCAGAACAAGUUAAGCAAUCUGCCACCAAAAGUCCAGAAAAGGAAACAGUACCACCCAGCACAGUGAAAAGCCCAACAGAGGCUACCAAGAAUGAGGCAGCUUCCCUCAGCAACACAAAACCCACCCAGGGUGAGGACUUUCAAAUUGAUGGGGGGACCUUCAAGACUCCAGACAUUGACCUUGCAAAGGAUGUUUUUGCAGCUCUUGGAACUUCUUCUUCUGCCGUUGUGGCUAGUGGGAAAGCUCCUGAGCUGGCUUCUUCCACUACAGACACCUCUGUACCGCCUGCUUCAUCCAACACAGAGAAAGCCCCUGUAGAAGAGAACUCCAAGCCAGAGGAAUCAGACAGCAAGAGCACCUCUGCAGAAGUGAAAACAGUUCCCAAUGAAGCCACUCAAACAAAUGCAAGCGAGAGUAAAGCAUGAUUCCCUUCUUGAGGGUGCGGGUGUGUUACAUGAGAAGGGGAAAGUGGAUACUAAAAAUAAUGUUCAAAGAGCCUCAUGCUAGCCAUUUACAGAGUGAGGUUCAUACACACAAACACGUCAUCAUUCCUCUCAAAUCUUGGCCUUUGUUGUUAUAAUUAUUAUUAUUUUUGUUUUGUUGAGUUAUUUUUUCUUUUAUGAAAACCUGUUUGUUUUGUGAGACUGUAGAAAAGGUUCAUCUCUUGUGUUCUCAUUCUUUAUGAACAAAACCUGGUGAGAACAUUUCGAUAAGAUUUCCCAUGCAAUGUCCUGAAGUAAAAUUACCAUUCCCAGUUUUUAUCAUGCGGGAAGGAAAAGGUAUUUGCAGUUAAGACCAAUGCAUGUAGCUGAUUUAAGACCUUUAUCAAGCUGGGUUGCCCAUGUCAAGGUCUAAAAAUCCUUAAGAGCCUAGUUCUGUUCUUAAGUAAUACACCAUGUGAAAAGUCUGUAUGUUUUUCCCUUUUAAGUUGUAGAAGCUGGUUCUACUUGCAUGGCUGGCAUUGAGAAAGUUUACAUGUUGGCUGUCACAUUCUACCACUGUAUAGGAAAAUAAAAUUGGAGAAGUUGGAAAGUAAUCUGUAUGUGUCUUAAAGUCUUUCACCUUAUUAUAUUAACUGAAUGGUUAUUAAUAGUACAUGAUUGAAACAAAAUUGCUUGGUGGCUUAAUUGUGUAUGGUGAAUUCCUUGUCUCAUUUCUUCUGAGUUGACAGAAAAAUGUCCCACAUAUUGUUUCUAUCUUUACCGGCUAAUAAUUAUUUGAGCUUUAUCCAAUAGAAAGCAACUAUGCCUUAUACUUGGUUAUCAUAAAUGAUGGUGGGCAUUUUCUAAGAAUUUGUAGGGAAGGAUUGAUGCCCAGCAUGCUGGCCAUUUAUGUUGGGCAUCAUGAAUAAGGGUCAUCCUGUGGGGACAUUCAGGCUAUAAAUAAAGCGGCUAUUGGUGAAAUGUGUAUAGAAUUGGUUGCAUAUACACAAAAGUUUGGUGCCUACACUAUUUUUUUGUGAAGCCAGAUGCAAAAGGUAGAUUGGUCAUAGGAGAAAUGUAGAACUUUUUGGUUCUUAUGUAGAAGCCUUGUCAAAAAAGUAGCCCUUCCAAUUUGAUAAUAAUGUUAAGAACGGUUGAGUAAUCAGAAUUUGCAGUGGACAGAAUGGACUAUGUACAAUAUCUAUUGCUGUGGUCAUAGACCCCAAACAACGUAAUCCAAUAUAUUUUCUUUAAUGUAUAUGAUCUUACAACUGAGGAAGGACCUCAAAUCUGGCUCAAUCUUGCCAAUUUAUGCUCUUCAUAAUUCUGUAAAGUUUGGAAAUGUCUUUAAACAGAUGUGUAUGUCAAAUUUUGGGGUUGAAAUGUGUUAUUGUGUCAGUACAUCCCAGUACCAAUAUAUCUCACAUGCAAAGUGUUUUGUGUAUUCACUCUAGCACCAAUAUUGUUGCUCUAUUAGAUAUGACUGCUUCAAAAUGUGCUUUUUCCAUAUAGACAUAUACAAUAGCAGUGUAGUGGCUCCAUAAGAUAUUUCUAAACCAGUAUUUUAAGACAUCGCAAAUUGGAGGCAGUCAUAGUGUUGCCUGAAACAGCAUUCCUGCAAUUGUGGAUUCUAAAAGAUCAUUGGUACCGCCAAAGCAGUAAUUGGAAUAAAGUAAUAACAUACAAGAUGCCCAAUUAAACUUUCACCAUUGGCUCCUUACCCACAAAUGACAACUGUAAAAGGCUGACUUCUUAAGAAGAGCUGAGCUCAACCACAGCUCUACUCAACAUUGGUUUUGCCUUCAGUCAAGUUGUUGCACAGUGAAGUAUUAUUGAAUGAGCGAGAACAUACAAACUUAUGUCAAUUUCAUGUAGUUGAUGGAAACAUGCUGUUUUCAAAAUUUCUCACUUAAAUCUAAAUUUUACUUUUGGACUACUGCAGUAAAUUAUCAUAACUCUAAUUCUAAUAUCUAAUGUACUGAAGUACAUUAGAUACUCCAUUAACAAAAAUAUAGAGUAAACCAUCUCUAGUUAUAUUUAGGCUUCAAAAAUUAUGAUCCAUGGUGCAGAUUUUUUGUUAAUGCAGUACCGUUUGAAGAAUUUUAUUGGUCAAAAUGAAUGCUGUUCAAAGAGACUUGUUUUUCUACCAUAGUGGUGAAGCCAUUUUGUCAGCUCAGUUAAAACGUAUAGGAAUGUCAGUGGUUUUCAGAGAUUUUUUGGUGACUCCACUGUGUAAAACCAAUGUUUUGAUGAACGAUAAGUUGUUAUAACUAUUUUCUGCCAAUAAUGGUAAUAUUGUAUAAAUAUGAUGUGUGGAAAGAAAAAUACAAAACAUUCAGUUGUUUUUGGGUGCCUCAUUUGGCGCAUACGCUAUAUUUUCUUUAUUACAUGCAUCAUGACCGUGCUAAUCAAUGCCUUCUCUUUGAGUGACGGUAUCCACUGAUCAUAUGAUCAGCCGCUAUAUCCAGAUUUUCAAAAGUUCUACAACUUUCAAUAUAUUUACUUCUCUCUUAACACAUUGAUGGUGAAUAUCUUGUGGUUAAACCAGUGUCCUAAAAAGGUUGUGAAUGGCUGUACCAUGAAACUAGACACAUAGGGGGAGAUUUAUCAAAACCUGUCCAGAGGAAAAGUUACCCAGUUGCCAUAGCAACCAAUCAGAUCGCUUCUUUCAUUUUGCAGAGGCCUUGUUAAAAAUGAAAGAAGCGAUCUGAUUGGUUGCUAUGGGCAACUGGGCAACUUUUCCUCUGCACAAGUUUUGAUAAAUCUCCCCCAUAGUCUCUAUGUCUUUGGUAGACUACCCUGAAAAACUUAGUUUAGGCCCACAGAAUUGCCACCAUCACUGUGUGUGGGCAUUGGUUCCUUGUAAGCAAGAAUGGAUGGUAAUCAAAUUACACCCAACACUUUCAUUUUGCUGAAUUGGCUUGCAGAGGUUUAUCUAUUCUGUGAAUGUGAACCUUAUGGUCACACUUUCUCUCCAUCUCAGCAUUGCACGGGAACAUUUCGGGAUUUGUAUAUUUUCUGUUUACUUACGUAGGAUGCCAAAUGUAUAUUUUUGCUUUUCUGUUAUAUUUCAAUUUGCAGUAUUGACAUGCACAUUUUGUUAGAUUUUCUUUUAUAUUUUAUUCUUCAUGUUUACAUUUUGUUUUUGUUUUUUUCUCUUUUUACAUUUCAACAUUUGUUUUUCUCGAGGGUUUGUGUAACUGCAUUUUUUUUAAAUAGACAAUGGUAUAUAUAAAUAUAUAUAUAUAUAUAUUAGAUUAUUAGCAUGCGUGCUUUGCAAUGAGACGUUUUAAGGGGAAAAUGGAUGUUUACAAUAGACUUGGUCCUAAUUUCACUAAUGAAAACUCAAUUACACAGAUCAACAUUCAGCACGAAUAUUCCAGCUUUAAAGGGGUUCUCCGGUGCUUAAACAUCUUAUCCCCUAUCCAAAGGAUAGGGGAUAAGAUGCCUGAUCGCGGGAGUCCCGCCGCUGGGGACCCCCGGGAUCAUGCACGCGGCACCCUGUUUGUAAUCAGUCAUCGGAGCGUGUUUGCUCCGGGACUGAUUAACGGCGACUACAGGGCGGGCGGCGUGUGACGUCACGCUCCGCCCCUCAAUGCAAGCCUACGGGAGGGGCUGUGAUAGCUAUCACGCCCCCUCCCGUAGGCUUGCAUUGCAGGGCGGAGCGUGACAUCACACUCCGGCGCAGGCGUGACGUCACACGCUGCCCGCCCUGUAGUCGCCGGUAAUCAGUUGGCUGUACUCUUUCUUUCCCUGGCAAAAUAUGGAUGUUUAAGCACCGGAGAACCCCUUUAAGUGCAGACAAUUUUGUUAAACAUUUGAUUGAAAAGCAAGGAAAGCCGCUAAAUUUCCUGAUCUAUUUCCCUAUGGGCCUAGAUGCCUCAGUAAUGAGGAAAGGGGAGACCAACAUUUUACUGUACAUCAAAUGGGAAUGUUGGACACAAGCAUGACUGAGGAACUUGUGUCCUGGAUUGUGAUGGCAUACUUCAAGAGAAGGGCUUCUGUCUUUUGAGUCUCACUUGCCUUGAUAUGCCCCUGCAAAGUAAAGCAUGUUGGACUGCUGCAUAUCAAAUAACCCGAAAACUACAUGAGUGGGGUGUAAUGAUGCAGUUUCUCCCCAUAAGUGAAGACAUCAGUUUAUAAUGGCGGCUAGUUUAUAUUUGCUGUAAAAGUGAUAGCAUAUGCCACCUAUGAAAUACUAAAGAGGUGCACUAUGGCUGUAUUAUGUCGAAAUAUGGCUGUGUUAUAUGAAUGUUGACCAUGAAGAUGGCCCUUGUAUAAAGACACUCUUUAUGGUUCUUGUGUGAAUGAAACACUAAGUAAAGGUUACAUUCCUGUACUAACCAAAUAUUGGAAAACAUAAUGUUAACUAAAUCUAGCUUAUAGAUAUUGGGCAAGCAUUAGAUACUCAACAGUCAAUAUCCUUCUUUUCAAUAUAAAAUGCUAUUUUCAGUAAGUGUUGUCGAAAUUUUCUAGGAGAAAACAGUGAAUGUUUAAGUCUGUAUUGGUUUUAGAUCAGCGUUAUGGAACCCCCUUUCCUACUGUUGCACAUGGGCAAUAUCUCCAGCUUUUGACCUUCUAUUAGCCUGAGUUAAGAGCUAGCUAACUAAUGGCAGCUCCCACUCGGCAGACCCAGUCUGUCCAGUUGCUGCAGGGGAAAUGCUUAGUUGGCUGUACUCUUUCUUUCCCUGGCAAAAUCAGCUAUUUGCCAACAACACUCAUGUUAAAGGGGUUGUCUGUGGCGAGAGGGCAUCUUUACCUAUUGUGCAUUCUUGUUCAAAGUGAGUGCAGAAAGUUACUGUGUUUGUUCUAGGAAAUUUCUUGCAUGGUUACCAUGUAUAUGAGAGGUGUGUGGGGCAGUCUUAUUUUGCCUGUCUGUUCAUGACAAUUCAAAGACCAUGUCAACUAUUUUAUGUAUUGACCAACAAAUAUCUGCCAAAAUGUUUUAUUUAAUGCCAGCUCACACAUGUAGUCCUAUAAACUUGAAUCUCUUUAUUUUCUUAUUUUCUUCAUAUAACUUUUACCAGGAUGCUGAAACCAUUUCAGAUUCACCUCUUUUCAUACAAUAAACAAUUUGAGUAUGUUUGAUUGAUACUAUGUACUUUCAUUUUGUUUCAAAUUAUCUUUGGUAAGGAAAAAAAAGAAAAAAGAAAAAAAAGAAAAAUAACAAUAAUUUGUAUUAAAAUAAUUACAAUAAAAACCCUUUCCCCAUUUUGCUGUCAGCUUGUGCACAGUAAACGCGUGAAUAUUAGUGUGAAAUGUGUUUUUGUCAUAGUAUCAGAAUUAAAAAGGAAUAAAUAAAGCAUCAAAAAGGCUAGUUCUGGUGGUGGAACAAUAGUUGGUGGGCGUUACAGCCUAGAAAACUUUUAAAAGUUGCAAAUCCUGGUGAAUCCUUUACAUGGUUCCUCAGAUUAUGUCAAGAUGACAGAAAGUUCUGCUUUAGUGUGUUUCCAUGCCUUUAACAGUGAAUGAACAUUUGGUUAAAAUGCAAUUUUUUUUUUUUUUAUGAUUGCAUCUGGAAGUGAACAAUGCUAAGUAAAUUUAAACUGUGAAAAAAAAGGUCUUGUCACAAUGCUAUGUGUUUAUUACUGUUUGUUUUUUUCUCCUUUUUUCACAUUUUCACUUAUGCUAUAGGGAUGAAAAUGGAGGGAUUUCCUAAACACUCAAUGCCAUGUAGGGUCUAUAGGCUUAAAUUAUGUUAUGUUCUUCCUGUUCUUCUUAGGAAGUAUCCAUGUCCUACAACAUUGUAAGGACAUAUGCUGUGGUGUAGAUUAGUAAGCCCUAGGAAUGUUCUCCCUUACUAAGGAACCACUAUACCUAACCCCCUACAGCUCUUGCCAUUGCUUUUUUUUUUAAGGACACUUAUAACCAGUUUGUAAAGAACUUUAGUAGUAACAUGGAAGAAACUCUGAUCUAUAGUAGAUGAUGAGAUUAGUUUAUAGGGAAUAAAACAAAAAUGCUAGUACAACACUUUUGGCUUCAAGUAUGCAGCUAAUAAAACAUAUACAACAUAUGAAGUUGUAGCUGCUGGAGUGCCAUAUAUUCGUUACCUUUGAACUAUAAAAUAAAGUAAAGCAGAAGAAAUCGAGAAUAGUGGUUUUUUUCAGGGUUUUUUGUAAUGACCAAGUUUAGGAAAUAAGACACUGAAUGUUUAAGCUGAGCCUUGGGUCAUAUGUUAGCACUACAAUUGGAAUCUUGACACUGUUUUUAGGGACCAAGAUUAUAUAUACACUUGUCAUGUAUGAGUACCUAUGUAUUAUUCUAAUGUUAGGCACUGUAUAUUCAUCUGCAGAAAAGGACAAGCUUGCAUUGCAUCCUUUGGAUAGUCAAUCAGUCUUCUGUGAAUACAAAAUUUGUAUGCUCAUUGCUGAGAUUUAAGUUGAAGCGUUCUGUAUAUGACACCUUGGUUAAGCCCAUAUUUUGUCCUGGGCGAUUGUUGACAGUUCAAAUGCCUCCAUUCCCAUCCCUACCCAAUAUUCCCUACUUCUGGGGCCUUCUCUCUUGUUAAAGAAAAAACUUUUUACCAAGUGAAUCAUUGACUACCAACUUUAUUCCCAUUCUCACUGCUGUAAAUACUGAGUACUAACGGAGAACUUUGCAUUCUGUCAAAAUACUUGUGUUCAAUAAAAAGUACAAAAAGUACAA
This is a messenger RNA of Hyla sarda, 10116 nucleotides long. RefSeq names its product neural cell adhesion molecule 1 (gene NCAM1). The transcript has 20 exons. Gene Ontology annotation, biological process: cell adhesion. Gene Ontology annotation, cellular component: membrane; neuron projection. Lineage: Eukaryota; Metazoa; Chordata; Amphibia; Anura; Hylidae. Gene Ontology annotation, molecular function: protein binding. The coding region runs from base 106 to 3474 and encodes 1122 amino acids. The record is from RefSeq and is a predicted model, not a curated record.